AUGGCCCCUCGCCCCACCGGCUGCGCAAAUGCCCUUUAUUUCCCGCCCGCCCCGAUCCGGGCUCCCGCCCGCCCCGCCCCGCCGCGCCUGCGCCCAGCGCCGCUUCCUGGUGCCGGGGCCGGGGCCGGGGCCGGGGCGAUGGCGGGGCCGGGGCUGUGGGCUCGGGGGGCGGCGGGCGGGGAGGGCGCGGCGGCGCGUCCCGGGGCGCUGGAGGAGGAGAUCGUGUCGGAGAAGGCGGCUGAGGAAAGUCACCGGCAGGACAGCGCCAACCUGCUCGUCUUCAUCCUGCUGCUCACCCUCACCAUCCUCACCAUCUGGCUCUUCAAGCACCGCCGCGCCCGUUUCCUCCACGAGACCGGCCUGGCCAUGAUUUACGGGGUCCUGGUCGGCGUGGUCCUGCGCUACGGCAUCCACGUCCCCAGCGACGUCAACAACGUCACCCUGAGCUGCCAGGUGCAGACCAGCCCCGCCACGCUGCUGGUCAACGUCAGCGGGAAGUUCUACGAGUACACCCUGAAGGGGGAGAUCAGUGCCCAGGAGCUCAAUAACGUGCAGGAUAACGAGAUGCUGAGGAAGGUGACUUUUGAUCCUGAAGUAUUUUUCAACAUUUUGCUUCCUCCAAUUAUAUUUUAUGCAGGCUACAGCUUGAAAAGGAGGCACUUCUUCAGAAACUUGGGAUCCAUCCUAGCAUACGCUUUUCUCGGCACUGCAAUUUCCUGCCUGGUGAUCGGCUCUGUGGUGUAUGGCUGCGUGGCACUGAUGAAGGUCACUGGGCAGCUUGGGGGAGACUUCUACUUCACUGACUGCCUCCUUUUUGGGGCCAUCGUAUCAGCUACUGACCCAGUGACUGUUCUUGCCAUAUUCCAUGAACUCCAGGUUGAUGUUGAGCUGUAUGCCCUUCUCUUUGGCGAAAGCGUCCUCAAUGAUGCCGUUGCCAUAGUGCUGUCUUCUUCAAUUGUUGCGUACCAGCCGGCAGGCGACAACAGCCACACGUUUGAUGUCACAGCCAUGUUCAAGUCCAUCGGGAUCUUCCUGGGGAUAUUCAGUGGAUCUUUUGCAAUGGGAGCAGCCACUGGAGUCGUGACAGCUUUAGUCACCAAAUUCACCAAACUUCGGGAGUUCCCGUUGCUGGAGACUGGCUUGUUCUUCUUGAUGUCCUGGAGCACAUUCCUGCUGGCUGAAGCAUGUGGAUUUACAGGUGUGGUGGCUGUACUCUUCUGUGGGAUCACACAGGCCCAUUAUACCUAUAACAACUUAUCUACAGAGUCCCAACACAGAACUAAGCAGUUGUUUGAGCUUCUGAAUUUCUUGGCAGAAAACUUCAUCUUCUCCUACAUGGGACUUGCACUGUUCACUUUCCAGAACCACGUCUUUAACCCUACCUUCGUAGUGGGGGCUUUUCUUGCUAUCUUCCUAGGAAGAGCUGCCAAUAUUUACCCACUGUCAUUUUUACUGAAUCUGGGGAGAAGAAAUAAGAUUGGAACAAAUUUACAGCAUAUGAUGAUGUUUGCUGGGCUGCGAGGAGCCAUGGCCUUCGCCCUGGCCAUCCGCGACACGGCCACCUACGCCCGGCAGAUGAUGUUCAGCACCACGCUCCUCAUCGUCUUCUUCACCGUGUGGGUUUUCGGCGGGGGCACCACGGCCAUGUUGUCCUGCCUGAACAUCCGGGUCGGUGUGGACGCGGAUCAGGAGAAUGUGGGCGUCCCGGAGAGCGAGAGGAGGAGCACGAAGGCAGAAAGCGCCUGGCUCUUCCGCAUGUGGUACAACUUUGAUCACAACUAUCUGAAGCCUCUGCUGACACACAGUGGUCCUCCUCUGACCACCACACUCCCGGGGUGCUGUGGGCCUAUCGCCCGGUGUCUGACGAGUCCGCAGGCGUACGAGAACCAGGAGCAGCUGAAGGACGAUGACUCUGACCUCAUUUUGAACGACGGGGACAUCAGCCUGACCUACGGGGACUCCACGGUCAACACCGACUCGGUCGCGCCCGGCGGCUCGUCGCGGCGGUUGGCGGGGAACAGCUCGGAGGACGCGCUGGACCGGGAACUGGCUUUUGGGGACCAUGAACUCGUGAUCCGGGGAACACGCCUGGUCCUUCCCAUGGAUGAUUCGGAGCCGCCGUCCAACAUCCUGGAUAACGCAAGACAUGGCCCAGCAUAAGGUGGCUCAGUUUGAUUGACAGUAAUAUUUGCGUAUAUGAUCAAAAAAUAUGUACUACCUAAAGUCUAAUGCAUGUCUCAAAAUGUCUAAGCUGUAUAAAUAUUAUUUAUAUGGUGUCAGAAGAAUAUAAAUAUUCUCUGCCAAGCACUUGUAAAGAACAAGCUGCAAAUUUAAGUUAAAAACUGUGUUGACUGCACUGUGUAGGGUGGAACUGUUUUAGCAUGAGAGUCUUUUGCACACAGUGAGCUUCUUUAAAGUGUGAUUUGAUGAAAGGUUGAGUUCCCAGUGUGGAAAGUAAAGGAGCUGACUCCCUGUGCAUCCUCUGAGCCCCUGAGAGGAGGGUAGGGAGGUGCUGUUGAGCAGUGGAAAUCGCUUUCUGUUCAGAUGAGGAUUGUUUUGUUGGGGUUUGUGGUUUUUUUUUUCAGUCUCUGAUCUUUGGAUGGUCCCAUUUGAAAUAUCAGCGAAAAAUCUGUCCACAGACCCUCUCGCCAGGCAGCAGCUGGUGAUAAACUUGUCAGCUGGGACCUGAAGACCUUCUGCUUUUUAGUGACCCCUGCCCAAGGCCUGAUUUGGGGGCUAAUGAUGGCAGGCACUGGCCAAAGCUGAUAGCAAGGACUGCAGAUGUCUGGCUGCUCAGAUGGGAGCAGGAGGGAGGGAUGGCUUGUGUCCGUAGUCACGUUUAGCAGAAGGAGGUGACCCCACAGAAGCUACCCCAGGUGCACACAGAUUUUAGGGCUGAGUCCAUCUUUUCAGUUGUGGCUCAAGCACCUUUCCAGAACCAGCCAUCAAGUCCUCAACUGGCAACUAAAUUGCACGUUUGGGAAGCAACCGUGUCUUUUGUGCGAGCCAACCCCUUCUCCUGCAGUCGUGGACAUAGCUGAGAUGUGCAGAGCUACUGCAGCUGGACAUGGGGUCGUGGAGCCUGGCCAACCUCCACCACAAGCUUUACAGCUACAGAUUAACACGGUACCUUCGGGCCUCUCCAGGGAGCAUCCAGAUGGUACUGAAGGGGAGUUGUCCGUCCAUCCUCCUGUAGAGUCAAAAAAUCAUUGCACUUUGUUUAAUAACUCCUUAGCAUGCUGUGUGUCUGUGAUCCCCACCCCAUCUCUCUCUCUCUCUCUCUCUCUCUCUCUCUCUCUCUCUCUCUCUCUCUCUCUCUCUCUCCUGUCUCUUACCACUUAAUGAGAAAUGUUUGCGAGUUGACUUGUUUUGUUGUGUCUAGGUUUUUAAUUUUCAUUCUGGUUUCCCGAGGAAGAGCACAGAACAAUUUGCGGUUUCACACUAGUGUUAAAGGAUUUACUCUCUAGUUAUGGGAAUGGCUAAAGGUGCAGUGGAAUUGUUAACCCUGGCAUCCUUCUUUUUCUCCUGAAAAGGGGGAAUCAUAGAAAUUUACUGUAAGUAAUUUUAUUGUCUAUUUUAGCUGCAGUUUUGCUAUACAAACCUUUCAGGGUUACUGGUGCACUACAGGCCUGUCCUGGAGUUAAUCAUCUCCAGGGGGCUUAAAACAGAGGUGUUUAAAAAGAGAAUAUAUGAAAAAGAGCCAUGUGAGUCUGAGCACUCACAGCUCCCAUUAGUUUUCCUUGGAACAAACUCUGCAUCUCUCAGGAUCUGACCCUGAGACCUCAGAGCAGUGUCCCCAGGUCUGUUUUCCCCAGCACCACCUGAGAGCUGGAGGAAACAGGAGCUACUGAAAUUCUGCGUGUGUGUGUGUGUGUAUAGUUGAGAAAAUAAAUUUACACUUUUAUGUUUUGGUUUUUUUUUUAAUUUUCUCAGGUCUCAGUAACAUUGCCUUAAAUUUACGGAUAUGAAACCAAUUCUUUUUGGCUGUUUAUCCCCAAGAAAAUGCUUUCUUUUUCCUUCUGAUCAAAAUGUCCAAGUGUUGCCAUAGGACCCCUCCAGAAGGGGGGUGUGAUGCUCUGUUUAUAGUUGCACCAGUAAAUGGCAGUCUCCUGUUAACAUAGCUGUUGGAUUAGUGCUAGCCUCUUUGUUUCCUGCCAUGCAGGAAUUCCAUAAAGUGUGCGUUUUAUAUGAUGUCUGUAACUUAACUUCAUGUGUUUAAAAAAAACAAACCAAACACCCACAAAAAAAGGAAAAAAAAAAAAAAAAGGUAGGUACCUGUUGACUUUAGGUUUCCUGCAUCACUUCUACAUCCUGUUUUUCGUUUGUUUUGCCUUUUCGAAGAGGUAUGAUAAAUAACUGCCUUUUGUUUUUUCCUGUAUAAUCUGACUAUGAGUUCAAUUUACGAAGCUGGUGUGGGUGGAGGUGCAGGAUGGUUCUGCUCCCCCUGAAAGCCCAAGGUCCCAUGGCAGGGCUCCCCCCUCCAGGCAAUCCCCAGCUGAGGUGCAAAUUUGCAGCCAGCCACAGUGGAAUGUUUUCCUGUAGCCUUGGGAGCAUUCCUCUCUUUCACUGACCCUUCCACUUCAAUAAAUUAUCCACUCUCUUUAGUCUUGCCAACACAUUACCAUAAGACUCAGCUUUUGACAACAGUGACAGUUGUUAGUACGUUAAAGAAAAAAACCCAACAUUGUUAACAAAUGAUGAUUUUAUGGGUUACUCUUAUGGUCCAUGCGUAUAUAACCAGGACUGCUUUGAAUAGUCUUGUGAAUGAAUGAAUCAAAGCUGAAAUUCAAAAGUAAUUUAAUAAGUUACUCAGAUUAAUCCUCAACUGAUUAUUUUCUUUGUCCUGCUGCAGCAGAGAAUACACUAGUGCCUGGUUUUCAGAUGCAGAGCCCUGAUGGCUUUUGUGCUGCAGAUGAAGUUAAGGGUACCUUGAAGAAUCAGGCCCUGACACCUUUUGCCAAAUAGAUCAGACAGCCCUGAGGAGGCAGUUCACAGCUCCCAGGAAGAUUUAGAAAAGGUACCCUUUUGUAAAUUGAAUUUUCAUGGUUUUUGCACAUGAAAAAGCAUUGUAGGUAAAGUUAUGAUUUGUACUAAUACUGUUGAUUUGUGUGGUAAACAGCAUUAAGUCUGUAGUUGUGGUGUUUGUGCAGCUGAUCUGUGAUAGCUGAUGAUCACUAUUGGACCUUCUGUUUACACUGACUAAAUCCUUUACUGUUGCGUUGUACUGUGAAAGAAGGAUUAUGGGCCUAUAAAGGAUUUUUUUUUUCCUGGAA
Apus apus (common swift) is the source of this 5273-nucleotide messenger RNA. It is a transcript of the gene SLC9A6, whose product is annotated as solute carrier family 9 member A6. The coding region runs from base 1 to 2160 and encodes 719 amino acids. Gene Ontology annotation, molecular function: sodium:proton antiporter activity. Gene Ontology annotation, cellular component: membrane; recycling endosome. The transcript is spliced from 18 exons. The record is from RefSeq and is a predicted model, not a curated record. Lineage: Eukaryota; Metazoa; Chordata; Aves; Apodiformes; Apodidae. Gene Ontology annotation, biological process: regulation of pH; sodium ion transport; proton transmembrane transport.